AUGUCCAAACCAAGUGCGAGAAAUUCCAAAGUUUGUUGUGAUCGUUACAGAAAACAUUUCAAUGGCCUCAACAGCUGUGAUAGAAGUUUUAAAAAAGUUAAAAGAGUUGUUAUUUCUAAGAAAAAUAUUUGCGGUUCACUAAGAGAAGAUGAAACUUGUUCUAUGGGUUCCUUAUGUCACCACAAUGAAAAUAAAGUACACAAAAAUACGACUAAGUCUGACAUGGCGUUUAUUGAAAGAUACUCAUGUAAAAAGAUAGUAGAUUGUUGUAAAAAAUGUGGUGACACGAUCUCUGAUGCCAACAUUGCAAAUAAUGAAAACAAAGUCAACAAACAGGAUUAUGGACAAAACUCAAAAAUAGUAAAAGAAGGAAUGAAGACUUCAACAUAUAAAAAUAUUAAGGACAAGAACCACAUUUACCAAUUCUAUAAAAAUGAACAAUUUCAUGAGUCCUCCGACUCCUUUUAUCCUGCUGAGCAAACUAAAUGUUCAUCUUUAAAACCAAUUAUUGAACAUUCCGAGAAGAGUUGCAGUGCACAUACUGUUUUUAAGAUUUCUUCUAAUGAUUGUGAGAGCGAAGUUGAUUUUAUAGACCCAGAUAAUAUUGAUAAUAUACAAAAAUUAAAACAAUUUAGAAAUAACAACUAUUUUGAAUGUCACUCUGCUAAAUCAAGAAUAAGCUCCAAAGACAAUGGUGGAGUUCUUAAUCAUAAAUGCAUAUAUAGAUUUUAUUUGAAUGAUAGAUUAUUCCCCGUACCUGUAUACAGCGACCAUCAUGACAAUGUACGUUGUAUGGAAUGUCAGUUGCCAUUAAAAAUAAAAGAUGAACAAAAUUCUGUUAAUGGCACCAUACAAGCUAAAGUGAAAUUAAACAAUGAAGUUCAAGACAUGAUGCUUAUGUUACCUGUGAAAAAUUCUUUAAUAAUACAAGAGAGGAGAAAAGAUGUAAAAAAAGAGGAAGACAGCCUCUGUUUCGGUAUAAUAAAACUAAAUUUAAAUGGAGACUCUAUAUUUAAUAGGAAUAAACCUGACAAUUCUUUGGCCCUGAGAUACCAGAAGGGUUAUGAAGAACAUUCUAGAAGAAAGGAAUAUAAUUAUCAAAGCCUUAUGAAUGAUGAUGUCAUUAUAAUUUAG
Danaus chrysippus (African queen) is the source of this 1134-nucleotide messenger RNA. NCBI's taxonomy places the organism in Eukaryota, Metazoa, Arthropoda, Insecta, Lepidoptera, Nymphalidae. The record is from the annotation of a GenBank genome assembly.